Cryptotermes secundus is the source of this 1231-nucleotide messenger RNA. RefSeq lists its product as uncharacterized. Bases 348 to 1052 code for a protein of 234 amino acids. The transcript has 5 exons. The record is from RefSeq and is a predicted model, not a curated record. Lineage: Eukaryota; Metazoa; Arthropoda; Insecta; Blattodea; Kalotermitidae.
GUAAGCAGUGUGGGACAUACAUUCAUAAAGUAUGAAAAGUAGAACAGUGAAGACCAACUUAUUUAUUAUUUAAAUGAUUUCAUAUUGACGUGUUACGGAUUUAAUUGCUCAUAAUAUUGGGUGUAAGUUUUAGCGCAAUUCCAUUUUUGUGCGCUAUUUAAAUAUACAUGUUUCGCGACGUAAGAAGGCGUCAGUGAUUUUAUUAUUACUAUCAGUAGUAGCAUAACACUAGUAGCGUGCUUGUAUAGAAAUCGCACAACUUUGGAGUUAGUUUUGCAAACCCGGAAUAGAAGUUUUCUUUUAGGCUCCCAGCGAGUUGGGAACUAGAUUUUGUGGCAAAGCCUAACAUGGAUCUAAUUAAAAUGGAACCUAAUACGGAUGGUGAGAUACAACCAACGUUCUUUGUCAGUGAUGUUAAAGAGGAGCAGAAUUGUUUAACACUCCUGAAGGCCGAAGGUUUGCACAGCAUGCAGUUAAUCAAUUUAGAAUGUGAUUCAAACAGUGGCGUCUAUGAGCUGGCUUCCAUUUGUGAUGUAACAAGGGAUCGCCCUCAUAUAGCAGUACCUAUUAUAUUUGCUCCAAUCAAAACUGAAACCCAGGAGGAAGGUAGUACAAGUGCUAGAGAAUGGACCGAUAAAAUGCAAUCACAGGACAGAGUGGAGCAACUUGUCAUUCCGCUGGAUGAUGUUCCCGAAAGCAGCUCUUCAGGGAGACUUGAUUCAGGUGGCAACUAUCAGCAGCAGGGAUACUUCAUAUACAACUUACAUAGUGGGGAUGGAGGUGAGGUGUUGAGCAGCCAGCCAGGUGGUGUUUCUGAAGGCAUUCCUUCAGUGAAACUUGACUCAAAUAUUGACCGCCAACAGGGGCAUCUAACAUGUGACUUGAGUAACGGGAAUGGAGAGAAACCAGAUGACAUUCCAGAAGGUAGAUCUUCAGCACAACUUAACUCAAAUGUCAACUGCCAACAGGAAUAUGUGACAUGUGAUGUGUGUAAUGGGUCUGGAUAUUUAAUGCAUGGAUUACCUGUUACUAGAAAGAUAAAUCGGUGUUAGUGUUCUGUGAUACUGAUGUCAGUUCUGUUGGCUCUUAUAGACAUUGUAAUUCUCUUGAGAUGACAUGUUAGUCCCCCCUUGGAACUGUAUGAGGGAAAUCAGAAAUAUUGUUUUUUUAAGUCUCAUGAUGACAGUGUAAUGAUAGAAGAAAAUACACUUCAAAAUGUAAAUAGAUCAUA